AUGGGUCGCAGUCGUAGCCGCUCGCCACGGAGAGAGCGAAGGCGGUCCCGGUCCACAUCCCGGGAGAGAGAACGCAGACGCCGAGAAAGGUCCAGGUCUCGGGAGAGAGAUCGAAGGAGGAGCCGCUCUCGAUCACCACACAGAAGACGCUCCAGAUCACCAAGACGACAUAGAUCUACAUCCCCUUCCCCUUCUCGACUGAAAGAAAGAAGAGAUGAGGAAAAGAAAGAAACAAAAGAAACAAAGAGCAAAGAACGUCAGAUUACUGAGGAGGACUUAGAGGGCAAAACAGAGGAAGAAAUAGAAAUGAUGAAGUUAAUGGGGUUUGCCUCCUUUGACUCCACAAAAACAAUAAUAACAAUCCGUGUGAAAGACUUUGAGAGCACAGAGGAAGAAGCAGUGAACCGCCAUCGGAAUUAA
Molecule: messenger RNA, 420 nt
Organism: Orycteropus afer afer
Lineage: Eukaryota; Metazoa; Chordata; Mammalia; Tubulidentata; Orycteropodidae
Source: RefSeq, a predicted model, not a curated record